Messenger RNA from Linum tenue, 1481 nucleotides. The record is from the annotation of a GenBank genome assembly. NCBI's taxonomy places the organism in Eukaryota, Viridiplantae, Streptophyta, Magnoliopsida, Malpighiales, Linaceae.
GUUUUCGCUUUCCCAAGCUCUCUCCUCUCGGACAUUGUUUCGUAAUUUCGUUCGGUAACCGAGGGCCCAAAUUUCCCUCUCGCACCUACUAUAAAAACGUCUCUCUCCCAAUUCUCAUUCAGAUACGACUAUACCCUUCCCUGUUUCCGAGUUCUCCCGGGAGUUUGUUUCGUUCAGUAAUCAUAGGGCCUAAAUUUAUCGUCCACCGAUAACCUCUUGGGACAGCCCCGGCUAAAGAACUUUCCGGCGCCGUUCCCCCGCAUUUCCCAGACCCCCGUAUGUUCGGUCUGUGAUGUUGGAAAGUGACUUUUGGGUUUCCGAUUUCUCUGUGAUCUCGGCAGGCGUAGCUGAAAAAGGAUUAGGCUAGUUCGUUAAUCUGUCGAUUCGAAGCUCCCUCUUUUUCUGAAUUUCUCGAUUAUGGCUGAGGAAGGGCACAGGGUUACCUUGAACGUGUAUGAUCUCAGCCAGGGACUGGCACGUCAACUCUCCACAACCUUUCUUGGAAAAGCAAUUGAGGGUAUAUGGCAUACAGGAGUAGUGGUGUACGGCAAUGAAUACUACUUUGGCGGAGGCAUACAGAAAGACACUGCUGGAAUGACUCCAUAUGGGACAGCUAUCAAAGUCGUAGAGCUGGGAGUCACACAUGUACCCCAGGAUGUAUUUGAAAUGUAUUUGGAUGAGAUUAGCUCUCGCUAUACGGGCGAAACGUACAGUUUGCUCAAACACAAUUGUAACAAUUUUAGCAACGAGGUUGCACAAUUUUUGGUUGGAGCAUCCAUUCCAGACUACAUUCUUCAGCUUCCUAAUGAAGUUAUGAGCAGUCCAAUGGGUUCCCUAAUGUUGCCCAUGAUUCAGAACCUAGAGUCGACACUGAGAGCAGGAGCUGUCCCUCGAGCACCACAGUUCAGGCCUACAUCGUCUAGCCAGCAAGCACAAACUGCAAAUAAAUCCUCGGCUAAUGGUGCUGUAUCUUCUGCUGGACAAGCUUCAUCUGAGGAGUCUGGAGAUAAAGUCAUGUCAGAAAACAAGGUCCCAUCAGUUAAGUCUGACCCUCCUGCCAUUGAGCCUUCCAAAAGUGAGCAGAAAGCCUCUGUUGCCGAUCCACUUGGAGACGCGAGGAGCAAAGUGCAGGACGAGAUCAGUCAAGAAUUUGCUACCAUCAUGGCUCAGGGCACAGUGCGUGCAAGCGAGGCUGCGGCUCUAGCAACUAGGAGAGUCAUGCAGAGAUAUGGGAAUCUGAACAUUGCCUCACCGCGUAGUUAAGGAUAAUGUAUCGAUCGGAUUACCAGCUGCUAUUGUGCAAUGGUUGUUGGGAACACCCAUUAUAAGCGGGGUAUUUUUAUCAUUAUGAUCUGUCUUUGAACGCCUAUGGACAUCAGCCUGAAAGUUGAUAAUGGCCGCAGAACUUUUAAUGAGUAUUCGAAUUUCGUAAGCGGAUUCCUCUAUUGCAUGGUUCAGUUUUACAUUCGACAAAAAUUGUA